CAUGCAAGCACCAUCACGAUUCAUUUGCUUAUAUGAAAAUGAAACCACCAUUUCCCAUUACCAAAAUUCAAAACAAAUGCCAACUUCUUCACAUUUCUUCUGCUUCUUCUUUCUCUGCAUACUCUCCUCCCUGUCAUUAUCAGAUGGCAUUCAGCUCAUACUAGUAAACAACUGCAACGAAAGCAUAUGGCCUGGAAUCCUCGGAACUGCUGGACAUGAAACUCCUUACAAAGGUGGCUUCUGCCUCUUCAGUGGGGAGCAAACAGUUCUUGAAGUCCCUGAUAAAUGGUCAGGCAGAAUCUGGCCAAGACAAGGCUGCUGUUUCGACCAAACAACCGGCAAAGGCUCAUGCCAAACUGGGGACUGCGCCGGUCUCCUGCAAUGCAAUGGCAUCGGUGGAGUCCCUCCAGCAACAGUAGUAGAAAUGACUCUUGGCACCCUGGAAUCUUCCUUGCAUUACUAUGAUGUGAGUCUUGUUGAUGGAUUCAAUGUUCCUGUUUCAAUGGCACCUAUAGGUGGUAGUGCAGGCUGUGGAGUCGCAGCGUGUGAGGCUGAUUUGAACAUCUGCUGCCCUACUAAUUUGGCUGUGAAACAACAAGGGAAAGUGGUGGCCUGCAAGAGUGCUUGUGUUGCUGCAAAAUCGGAUAGGUAUUGUUGCACUGGGGAGUUUGCCAAUCCUAAAAGCUGCAAGCCAACUAUUUUUUCCAAUGUCUUUAAAGCAAUUUGCCCCAGGGCUUAUAGCUAUGCCUAUGAUGAUGCUACAGGGCUUAAAACUUGCAGGGCUCCUCGUUAUGUCAUAACAUUUUGUCCUCCCAAUUGA
Molecule: messenger RNA, 820 nt
Organism: Pistacia vera
Lineage: Eukaryota; Viridiplantae; Streptophyta; Magnoliopsida; Sapindales; Anacardiaceae
Product: thaumatin-like protein
Exons: 2
Coding region: 2-820 (272 amino acids)
Biological process (GO): defense response
Cellular component (GO): extracellular region
Source: RefSeq, a predicted model, not a curated record